CAGUGACUUCUCUGCCACAGUGCAUCUUCAUCCUUCUGCCACUGCCGCAGUCAGAUCCAAAAUGUGGGCACUGACAGCUUUUCUGCUUCUGGUUCCAAGCAGUGGGCAAGCUGCUACUCUGGAGAAGCCCAUAUUGUCUCUACACCCACCUUGGACCACGAUCUUCAAGGGGGAGCGGGUAACUUUGAAGUGUGAUGGAUACCACCCACUGCUCCUGGAGCUCCGGCCCAUCAACACUCUCUGGUACUUGGGCCACCUACUUCUGCCCUCUCACAAGAAGAGCAUUGAGGUGCAGACACCAGGGGUGUAUCGAUGCCAGACACGGGGAGCACCAGUCAGUGAUCCCAUCCACCUCUCGGUAUCCAAUGACUGGCUGAUCCUGCAAGUGCCCUAUGCUCCAGUGUUCGAGGGCGAGCCGUUGAUCCUGCGCUGCCGCGGCUGGUACGACAAGGUGGUCUACAAGCUACACUACUACCACGACGGCCAGGCCGUGCGCUACUUCCACUCCAGCGCCAACUACACGGUGUUGCAGGCGCGAGCCAGCGACAGCGGGCGCUACCAGUGCUCGGGCACCAUGCGCAUCCCGGUGGAGAGCGCGCCCAUGUUCUCUGCUAAGGUGGCUGUGACCGUGCAAGAGCUGUUCCGGGCGCCAGUGCUAAGGGUGACGGGUCCGCGGGAGGCCCGCGGCGCAGCGCUGGGCGGGGUGGUGCUGCGCUGCGACACGCGCCUGCACCCGCAGAAGCGCGACACGCCGCUGCAGUUCGCGUUCUAUAAGUACAGCCGCGCAGUGCGCCGCUUCGACUGGGGCGCCGAGUACACCGUCCCGGAGCCCGAGGUCGACGAGCUCGAAUCCUACUGGUGCGAGGUGGCUACAGCCACGCGCAGUGUUCGGAAACGCAGUCCGUGGCUGCAGCUCCCGGGGCCGGGUUCUCUCCUGGACCCGGCCUCCACCACAGCCCCAGCUCCACCGGCCGCAGCCUUGGCUCCUAGUAACAAGCCGCUUUCCUUCAGAAAGCCCCCGGUGUCCAGAUGGGUCCUGUCGGUCACCUCCGUCCCGAAUACCACCUCCACCGGGCUGCAGUUUCCGGCGGGCGGCGUCCCGACUGCGGGGCCGCCUGCCUGCUCUCCGCCGACGCCCUUGGAACAAUCGGCUGGAGCCCGGAAACCCGACGUGGACCUUCUGCUCCGAGAAAUGCAGCUGCUCAAAGGCCUUCUGAGCCGGGUGGUCCUGGAAUUAAAGGAGCCACAGGCCUUCCCGGAGCUCAGGGGAACGCCCGAGACCCCCACCUCCCACUUUGCCGUGAGCCGGGGAACCCCAGAGACCACUUUUGUAGAGAGCUGAGGGGCGGCUACCGUCCGGUCUGCAGGCUCAUUCCUCCCUGGUCUCUCCUGCUUCCCCCCACGCGGAGUCCUUUGAAAGACAUCCGUUUGCAUCCUUGCGUUUUG
Messenger RNA from Saimiri boliviensis boliviensis (Bolivian squirrel monkey), 1446 nucleotides. RefSeq names its product Fc receptor like B (gene FCRLB). Gene Ontology annotation, biological process: immunoglobulin mediated immune response; cell surface receptor signaling pathway. Gene Ontology annotation, cellular component: external side of plasma membrane. NCBI's taxonomy places the organism in Eukaryota, Metazoa, Chordata, Mammalia, Primates, Cebidae. The record is from RefSeq and is a predicted model, not a curated record. Gene Ontology annotation, molecular function: transmembrane signaling receptor activity.